Messenger RNA from Pollicipes pollicipes, 1521 nucleotides. Its product is annotated as kin of IRRE-like protein 1. The transcript is spliced from 12 exons. NCBI's taxonomy places the organism in Eukaryota, Metazoa, Arthropoda, Thecostraca, Pollicipedomorpha, Pollicipedidae. Bases 1 to 1521 code for a protein of 506 amino acids. Gene Ontology annotation, molecular function: protein binding. The record is from RefSeq and is a predicted model, not a curated record.
AUGUCUGAGAAGAAGGCAGCCAACCUGACCUGUCAGGUCACCGGGUCGCGACCUCGGCCCGUUAUCACCUGGCUUAAAGAUGACACUGUCAUUUCCGGAGCCGUUACGCACCACCGAGCCGACAAUGUGACGUCAUCGACACUGGCGCUGCUGCCAUCUGCCGACGACUCGGGUCACGUGAUCCGGUGUCGGGCGUACAGCCCGACAGCUCCCCAGACGGCGCUGGAGGACUUCGUUACCCUCCGGGUCAACCACCGGCCGCGCCUGAGGAUCACCGUGGGCCGCACGCUGCAGCUGUCGGACAUCGAGGAGGGCGAUGACGUCUACUUUGAAUGCCACGUCGAUGCCCAGCCGCCCAUCUACGGCAUCGAGUGGAGAAUCAACGGUCGCCCAGUGGACCUGAGCCAAUCGUCGGGCGUGAUCAUCAUCAACCAGACUCUGGUGCUGCAGGCGGUGGCCCGGGAGAGUGGAGGCGUGUACACGUGCUCCGCCGCUAACGUCGAGGGCCAGGGUGACAGCGACGGUCUCCUUCUGCGCGUGCAGUACGCGCCUCGCUGCCGGGCCCACCAGAAGGCCGUGUUCGGCGCUGCCCUGAUGGAGCACGUGCACGUGCCCUGCCACGUGGAGGCGCUGCCCGGCCCGCUGACCUUUCGCUGGGCCUUCAACAACACCGGCGAGAUCUCCUACCUGCCUACACACCAGUUCGCGGUCAACGGCAGCUGGAGUACGGCCGACUACGUCCCCCGCUCGGAGCUCGACUACGGCACGGUGCUGUGCUGGGCGCAGAACCGCGUCGGCCUCCAGCGCCAGCCUUGCGUCUUCCACAUCGUGCCCGCCAACGUGCCGGAGCCUCCCUCCAGCUGCACCUCCCACAACAGCAGCGGCGGCUCGCUGACGGUGCAGUGCCGCUCCCCAGACGUGCCGGAGCCUCCCUCCAGCUGUACCUCCCACAGCAGCAGCAGCGGCUCGCUGACGCGCUUUGUGCUGGAGCUACGCGGCGCCGCCGGCCGGGUUCACUACAACGUGACGGCCGCCUCGCCGCGCUUCAUCGUGCACCGACCGCCCGGUGACGCGCUCUACCAGAUUAUGAUAUACGCGGUGAACGCCAAGGGACGCAGCAAGCCGAUGCUGAUGGAGCCGCAGCCACCGAGGGACGCGGCAGAACGGCGGACGGAGAGGGUCAUCGACGGGUCACUGAAGGAGCAGGAGCUGCCCGUGCUGGAGCUCGUGCCGCCCGGCACGUGCCACACGAUCCAGCAUAAUGCGCGUGACCCGUUGAACACGUCCGACUGCUGCGAGCUGUCCGCGGUCCGCACCAGCGCGACGGAGAGCACGGGUGUGCGGACCUGUCGGCCGGUGGCCACGUCCGACAGGGAGAGCACGGGUGUGCGGACCUGUCGGCCGGUGACCACGUCCGACAGGGAGAGCACGGGUGUGCGGACCUGUCGGCCGGUGGUCACGUCCGACAGGGAUGGCUCUUCCGUUGGCGUUCGUAUUGACUUGACAGUGCUGUCGUCUUAG